Molecule: messenger RNA, 1148 nt
Organism: Phalaenopsis equestris
Lineage: Eukaryota; Viridiplantae; Streptophyta; Magnoliopsida; Asparagales; Orchidaceae
Product: protein FLX-like 3
Exons: 3
Coding region: 150-899 (249 amino acids)
Source: RefSeq, a predicted model, not a curated record
UAACCUUUUUAGGUCAUUCAGCUGACCGACGGAGCCCAGCGGUGUAGCGGCUAAACCCUACCCCUCCACAAAAGUGAGGUUUUGUUCAUAUUUUGGCUUCUAGAUCUCCCAGCUGCCCGACGAACACCCCGGAGCUUUCCUUGGCUAAUAUGGCAGGGAGGAACCGUUUUCCUCGUCACCAGGAUCCACGAGGCUUUUAUGACGGCCUCCAACACCCAACAAGGCGACAUGCUCCUGUUCCUCUCCACCCCAUCGAGGAAGAGAUCGCUAUACGCCGUGAUGAGAUCCGUCGGCUUCGUGCUGAUAACCAUUUACUCGUCGAAGAAAAUGUUGCAUUUAGGAGGGAAAUAACUGCCGCGAAAGAGGAACUCCAUGUACUUGGUGAGUUGAUACCCAAGAUUCGUUCUGAUAAAGAGGCUCAGACCCGGGAACUGAUCGAAAAAGGCAUGAAGCUCGAGAAAGAGCUCCUAGGCUUCGAGCCUCUCAGGGCCGAGUUUUUACAGUUAAAAUCUGAAGCUCAGAAGCUCGAUAAUCUGCGGAAAGAGCUCUCCAGUGAUGUGCAGAACAUGUCAAAGGAGCUCAAACACAUUCAGGCUGAGAACCAGCAGACACCUUCACUCAGAUUGGAGAUCGAAGGCCUGCACCAGGAGCUGGCCAGAGCCAGAACGGCUUACGAGUAUGAGAAGAAAGCAAACACCGACCAGUUGGAGCAGAGGCAAGUGCUGGAUAAGAACCUGGCUUCGAUGGCCCGAGAAGUCGAGAAGCUGAGGGCGGAGCGCUUGGGUGUGGAGAGCAGAGCGAGGGGAUCUGGUCCUACUGGAGCUUAUGGAGGUGAGAAGGGAGUCUAUGAUUCUGGUUCUUGGUUGCACUACGAUCAUCGCGGCUUUCCUCGCCAUUGAUUGAUUGUUCUCCGAUCCAGUUAGUAUUUUUCUGAACUUUUCAAAUCAUGGUUAAUUGGAAAUUAUGUGAAACUUGAUAGUUUUCGUUGGAGUUUAGCAAUGUGAGCUUAUGAACAUGAUGAGAUUUUUUGAUCUGGUUUGAAUGUUUUUUUCUACCUGUUGUGCUGAACUUGCUCAAGAUGGUGAGCUCUCAUUGUCUUUGACUUUAACCGGGUUUGAUAUGCAAUAUUUUAGUCAACUUUAAUUUUA